ACAUCAGCAAUAAAAGAGAAAACCCUUUCACUUAGUGAAAACCAAAUCACAAUACUAACAACAAUGGAGGUAGAAAGGGUACAAACAAUAGCUCAUAAAUCCAAAAACACUACAAUACCAUCCAUGUUCGUUAGGUCAGAAACUGAGUCACCAGGAACAACAACGGUCCAAGGUGUGAAACUUGGGGUACCAAUAAUAGAUUUCAGCAACCCAGAUGAGGUAAAGGUGCAAAAUGAGAUAAUAGAAGCAAGUAAAGAGUGGGGAAUGUUUCAAAUUGUGAACCAUGAAAUUCCAAAUGAAGUUAUAAGAAAGUUGCAAAGUGUUGGUAAAGAGUUUUUUGAGUUACCACAAGAUGAAAAAGAGGUUUAUGCUAAACCUGUUAUUGGAUCUGAUGUUUCUUCUGAAGGGUAUGGUACAAAGCAUCAGAAAGAGUUGAGUGGGAAAAGAGGAUGGGUGGACCAUUUUUUUCAUAUCAUAUGGCCACCUUCAUCUGUUAAUUACAGUUGUUGGCCAAAUAACCCUACUUCCUAUAGGGAGGUGAAUGAGGAAUAUGGCAAGUACCUCCGUAGAGUGUCAAACAAAUUGUUCAAUAUCAUGUUAGUAGGACUUGGGUUUGAAGAAAAUGAACUCAAGUCAGUUGCAGAUGAAAAUGAGUUGAUUCACCUAUUGAAAAUCAAUUACUACCCACCAUGUCCAUGUCCUGAUCUGGUACUAGGUGUGCCACCACACACAGAUAUGUGUUAUAUUACCCUUCUCAUACCCAAUGAAGUGGAGGGUCUUCAAGCCUCUAGAGAUGGUCAAUGGUAUGAUGUUAAGUAUGUCCCCAAUGCCCUCAUUAUUCACGUUGGUGACCAAAUGCAGAUACUAAGCAAUGGGAAAUAUAAGGCUGUAUUGCACAGAACAACUGUAAACAAAGAUGAGACAAGAAUGUCGUGGCCAGUGUUCAUAGAACCCAAGCCAGAAAACGAAGUUGGUCCUCACCCAAAGUUUGUUAACCAAGAGAAUCCUCCAAAGUACAAAACCAAGAAAUAUAAGGAUUAUGCUUACUGUAAGCUUAAUAAGAUCCCUCAAUAAAGGAAGAAGCUCUACAAUGAAAUAAUUUAGUGAACAUUUCAUGUCACACUAUGAAUACAUUGUUUCUUGUGUUGGUUAAUUUCCACAAUGAUUAUGUGGCAUGUAUGAACGAAAUACAAUAUGUAGCUAAUUGUUCACUGGUAAUUCUUUUAGGAGAAAACAUCUUAUCUUAUGUUAUUUCAUUCUGAAUCAAUGAGUUUGGGGUUUUUGGGUGUUUUUA
Medicago truncatula (barrel medic) is the source of this 1294-nucleotide messenger RNA. RefSeq names its product flavonol synthase/flavanone 3-hydroxylase. The record is from RefSeq and is a predicted model, not a curated record. The transcript is spliced from 3 exons. Lineage: Eukaryota; Viridiplantae; Streptophyta; Magnoliopsida; Fabales; Fabaceae. The coding region runs from base 64 to 1074 and encodes 336 amino acids.